GUCUCGGCGGCCAAAGGAGGACUAGCUGCGGGUGAAGAUGGCGGCAGCCGAGGCCGCGAACUGCAUCAUGGAGAAUUUUGUAGCCACCUUGGCUAAUGGGAUGAGCCUCCAGCCGCCUCUUGAAGAAGUCUCCUGUGGCCAGGCAGAGAGCAGUGAGAAGCCUAACGCCGAGGACAUGACGUCCAAGGACUACUAUUUCGACUCCUAUGCCCACUUCGGCAUCCAUGAGGAGAUGCUGAAGGACGAGGUCCGCACCCUCACCUACCGGAACUCCAUGUUCCACAACCGGCACCUCUUCAAGGACAAGGUGGUGCUGGAUGUGGGCUCCGGCACCGGCAUCCUCUGCAUGUUCGCUGCCAAGGCUGGCGCCCGCAAGGUCAUUGGGAUCGAGUGUUCCAGCAUCUCUGACUACGCUGUGAAGAUCGUCAAAGCCAACAAGUUAGACCACGUGGUGACCAUCAUCAAGGGCAAGGUAGAGGAGGUGGAGCUGCCUGUGGAGAAGGUGGACAUCAUCAUCAGCGAGUGGAUGGGGUACUGCCUCUUCUACGAGUCCAUGCUCAACACUGUGCUCUACGCCCGCGACAAGUGGCUGGCGCCUGACGGGCUCAUCUUCCCCGACCGAGCCACGCUGUACGUGACUGCCAUCGAGGACCGGCAGUACAAGGACUACAAGAUCCACUGGUGGGAGAAUGUGUACGGCUUCGACAUGUCCUGCAUCAAGGACGUGGCCAUCAAGGAGCCCCUGGUGGACGUGGUAGACCCCAAACAGCUGGUCACUAACGCCUGUCUCAUCAAGGAGGUGGACAUCUACACGGUCAAGGUGGAGGACCUGACCUUCACCUCCCCGUUCUGCCUGCAAGUGAAGCGAAAUGACUACGUCCACGCUCUGGUGGCCUACUUCAACAUCGAGUUCACGCGCUGCCACAAGCGGACUGGCUUCUCCACCAGCCCUGAAUCGCCCUACACACACUGGAAGCAGACCGUGUUCUACAUGGAGGACUACCUGACGGUGAAGACGGGCGAAGAGGUCUUCGGCACCAUCGGCAUGCGGCCCAACGCCAAGAACAACCGAGACCUGGACUUCACCAUUGACCUCGACUUCAAGGGCCAGCUGUGUGAACUGUCCUGCUCCACCGACUACCGGAUGCGCUGAGGGUGCCUGCAGCCAACCGGCUGCUUUGGCGGGUUCUGAGCCCCCCGCCCUUCCUCUCCCUCCCACUCGAUGAAGUGGGGGGGGUGUCUAAGGGGGCUGGGGCCAGGGUGGGGGGGCCACAUCGUGACUGUGUUUUUCAUAACUUAUGUUUUUAUAUGGUUGCAUUUAACGCCAAUAAAUCCUCAGCUGGGACUUGGCUCAGCUUCCGAGGGGGUGGGGCUCCUGUGCAGGUGCUGAAGGGGGCUGGCCCAUGCAGGUCUCUGGCCCCCUCUCCCCUGGUUCUGUCUCCCCUGUCCCAGUGGUCUCUGCCCAUUCCCACCCCCCACCCUCUCUUCUCUCCCCAGGGCCUUACCAUCCCCACCAGCCUGGGCUCAGCCUCCAGCUACACUGCAGGGGCCCGGAGUGUUCCAGAAGGAAUCUGUUCCUUCCCUUCUGGAGCUGGCCAGGCUGCAGCUGGGAAAUGGGG
Molecule: messenger RNA, 1619 nt
Organism: Echinops telfairi (small Madagascar hedgehog)
Lineage: Eukaryota; Metazoa; Chordata; Mammalia; Afrosoricida; Tenrecidae
Gene: PRMT1
Product: protein arginine methyltransferase 1
Exons: 11
Coding region: 38-1153 (371 amino acids)
Cellular component (GO): nucleus
Molecular function (GO): protein-arginine N-methyltransferase activity
Source: RefSeq, a predicted model, not a curated record